UUAUAUACUCUUUGAUUGUAUGUUGUGAAGUGAAUACUCGCAAUUCCCGCAAAGGUGUGAAAGUAGAUAAUUUCUUUGAAAGUGCAAGUUGUUGUAAAGUGUGUUGAUCAAGUAUAUAAUUCGGUUAACACAAUGGAUUACAUAUCGUUUUCAAACUAUUCGUACGGUGAGAACGACGACUACGCUCACGAACCGCACAUAAUGCCCGUGCCUUCGGGAGGACCAUGGAAUGUGCAGGGACUGUCUUGGGGGUCACACUCGCCGCCCCAGCUGGUGCAGUUUAACGCUCAAGGGCCCCAGCAACCUCGGUUUUCUACAAUAAUGCACUACAAACGAAAAAGUUUAGAUCCCGAGCCAUCAAUCCCAGCAAAGAUAUACAUAACUGAAGACAAAAUGGCAGAUCACCUCAAUGGUCUUCAUCUGUCUACAGACUAUAGAACACAUCACCUAGCCAGUAGUAAUAAUUCUAUGAGUAUGGAUGCUGGAUUCAUGGACAUGGACACUCCCGCCAACACUGAUGUGAGAGACAAGUUAAAAGGACACACCAUUGUACUCUCAGAGGAGAUAAAAAAACUUAAGGAUGAGCCGCUGAUACCUCCUGCACUUAUUGAAAGAUUAGAAAAGCCCUGCAUGUCCCUGGUUGUUUGGCAGCCCAAAGAAAGUGUAGUAGACAAACUAAAAGAUACUGCUUCGGAGAACAGAAGAGAAGAAGAACCAAAGAAACGGAAUGGUGUUCUCGUUCCUGAUAUGGGCAUGGACGGAGGUAUGGAUGUGGAGAUGUAAGUUUAAUUCUGGUCUUAGAUGUAAUUUAUAUCUUUGGUUAAAUUUGUGAAGACGUUUGUGAGUACAGUUGGGAUCAAUUUAUAUAGAGCAAAAUGUAUAAAUAAACAUACCAAACUAAAUUAACAAACUAUGAAGUCACACACAGGGCAGGUGUGUGCGGGUGCGUGUUUAAUUGUCUAUGCCCUUCCCAUAGAGCACUGCGGGUCCUACAUAGUCUGUAUUAAGGUUCAUUUUAUUUGUAAUAAUAGAAAUAUAAGAUUAAAAAAAACGCGCUCACGCGCCUGACUCACGCACGCUCACUGUGCGUGAGCCUGUUUGGCAACUGUAUGUAUCUCAAAAAAAGCGAGCGCACUCCUGCGGCCUGUGUGAUGAUGUUCAUUUAAAACUAGCUGAAUGGAGACGCCGCGCGCCCGCUUGGACCCGCACCGGCCGUGUGUGUGCGUCAAGCUUUAGUAGCUGGGUCCACACAGAGCGAGCAUACGCGCCAGGCAAUUUCCUCGCGCACAAAGCGGCCAGUGUAGACGUGCCACUGCCACGGCCGAGGCGCUCGUGUUGUAUUGACAUUUUCAGACGUGCCUCGCGCGUGUCCUCUCGGCCGAGGCACGUCUACACUGGCCGUUUUGUGCGCGAGUAAAUUGCCUCGCGUGUAUGCUCUCUCAAUGUGGACCCGGGUAGUAAAGUAAGCUUUUGGAGUUCCAGUUCUUUGCAUGAAUUGCAUGCCUCAUGUGGCUCAUGUCAUGUCACUUGUGCUAGCCCAAUGGGGAAUUUGUGGUUUUCUUUUUAACUUUGCAUGUUUUAUUUAAUGUUGUAAAAACUCAAAUUUGACACAUUUUUCAAUUAAUAGAAUUUUUAUGAGAUUUUAUUCAAUAGUAGUGUCAGAAAUAAAUAAAAUGCCUGUAGGUUUGGAAAGUGAUAAUUUUUGUAUUAAAUUCAUCCAACUGACUGUACCAAAAGCAGCUUAGCAGACUGAAAAGUAAAUGAUACUUUGAAAGGUUUUUGAUAUUGAAUAGGCACAAUACUUAUUGGAAAAAAAAAAUUGCCGGCACCCUGUGCAUUUAUUCUUUGUUUACUUUGUAAUAUUACUGUAUUAACUGUAAGUACCUAUACUGUAUUUUACUUUAUUUGCACUCGAAGUAAGAACCAUUUAAUCUCAUCAUAAUCAAUAAGCAUUAACUGUCCACCUUUUUAUUUUAAUCUAGUCUUCUACAUUCAAUUUGUCUUAUGUCCAACUUGUCCAAGUAUAUGCCUUAUUAGCCGGGUCCACACAGAGCGAGCAUACGCGCGAGGCAAUUUCUUCGCGCACAAAUCCGCCAGUGUAGAGGUGCCUCGGCCGAGCCGGCGCGCGACGGGCUCGUCAUGUCGAUACAACACGCGCGCCUCGGCUGAGGCACGUCUCGCGCGUAUGCUCGCUAUGUCUGGACGCGGCUAUUGAUUACAUGCUUUAUCAGGUGAAGCGUGUUACUUAGCGAACAUAUGUAGGAAUAAAUGAAAAAAGACAAUGGUGCUUUAUUUGUAAACUCCAAAAGUUGUGAAUUACAGAUGUGUUCACGAAAAGUGCCAUUCCAGGCUCCUAUUUCACCACGGUGACAGGUGCGACAAUUGUUGACAUCACUGUUACUGACGUCACAGGCCUCCAUAUGCUACGGUAACCGCUUACCAUCGGACGGGCGGUGUGCUUGUUUGCCACCAACAUUUUAUUUAAAAAAAAACUCCAAUAUAUCGCCAACGCCAAUAAAUAAGUACUUAUUUCAUUAUGUCAGUAACAGUGAUGUCGACAAUUGUCGGUGAAAUAGGGGCCUGAUCUUAUGAAAUUUUGUUUUGGUACCUAGUCGAGUUCAUAAAUAUGUGUACAUAUUUUCACCUUAUUGCAGUGGAUUAAGGAGUAGAAAUGUAUACAUAUUUAUGAACUCGACUGUACUACAACGCCAAUCAUUUAACUUUGACAUCUCAGAAUAUACAAUAUUUUUAGUAGAGGACGCUUAGCAUGAGGCAUAGCACGCUUAGCAAUUUACUAGAAUUAGACCAAGACAAGUCUGCAACAAUUUUGAUAGCACACGCAGUGAAAGUGUUAUUUUAAACGUCAAACUUCUAUGAAAUUAUGACGUAUAAAUAACACUUGCACUGCGUAUGCUAUCAAAAUCGUUGCAGACUUUUCUUGAUCUAACUUUAUUAUUUUGUACAGUUAGCAAUACUAUUCGCUUAGCACCUUUGCAUACAAAAUUCUAUGCUGGGGGGGUACCUUUUCUCUGCAGCCGACUGUACAUUGACCCGCCUGUUCCUAUCUCUAUCGCACGCGCGUAUUUUUAUUGCUGUCCCGCCCAUGACGCCGGCGGUCAAUGACACUGUGGGAGUGGGACAGCAAGAUAAUUAUGCGCGUGCGAUAAGAGGUAGGAACAGGCAGGUCAAUGUACAAAAUUCCUUGUAGUAAGCGUCCUGACUUUUUGUUUUUUCUAACUGCAAAUGUUAAAUUGAACAAAAACAAAGCCUGAAACUUAUUUAAAAUACCUGCUAACAUAACAUAUUGUAAAUCUAUCAGUAUGUAUUAAAUGUAGUUUUAUUAAUAACUUCUCUACCUUUGUACCUACUUGUAAAAUAAAAUAUUAUCCAUACUACAUACUACCCCAAACGAUUUUUGUAUAUUUUUUUAUUUUUUAUUUUAUUAAUUCAAAAAAUUUACACAGCAUUACAGCGAACUAAUACACUGAGAAAUUUAUAAUAGAAAGUAAAUGAUAUAAUCGACAAUCGUAUAGUAUAGUUGCUAAACAUUUUAGACUACCUAGUUGUAAUUAGAAUCUUAUGCCCCAUGAUCCCAUGAAUGUUGAUAUUAUUUUUAAACUUGGUAUGAAAUUGAAACCUUUUCAUGCUCAAGUAAAAAGGUGAUUAAUUGGUUUUGAUUUUAUUGGUGAGAUUUUUAUCUGGUACCAUAAAGUCAGACCAGCUAAACAAAAUAAAUAAUGUUAACAACCAUUUCCUGGGCUACUUUAUAUCUUUGUCCGUAUCUCUCGUAUGCAAUAAUCUCGUCAGCUGGUUGUCGGAGGCGGUUACGGUUGUUAUUUCGUGAUACGAAUUAUCAACAUUUGGGAAACCAUUUUAUGAACAAGUUAAUAAUUUCUUCAAAUAAAAAUGUUCAAAACUAAGUUGUUUACAUUUAUAAUCUCGUUACGUUGGCCUUACUUUGGUACUGGGUACAUCAAACCUCGAAUUAAUUUUAGUAAUUCAACUCCAUAAAUAAUUACCGUUGUUUUGUCUGUUCUGUAGCGUCAUGUAGUUUUAGUUUAAUGUUGUAAUUAUGUUGGGAAUUAAGUCGUUAUAAAAUACUUACUGUUUUGAUGCCGUCGUGAUCUUAUGUUAUGUAUGAAAUAAGAAUAAGAAUAAACGAUUUUUUA
Messenger RNA from Cydia strobilella, 4169 nucleotides. RefSeq lists its product as uncharacterized. The transcript is spliced from 3 exons. The record is from RefSeq and is a predicted model, not a curated record. The coding region runs from base 133 to 783 and encodes 216 amino acids. NCBI's taxonomy places the organism in Eukaryota, Metazoa, Arthropoda, Insecta, Lepidoptera, Tortricidae.